This is a messenger RNA of Cucurbita moschata (crookneck pumpkin), 928 nucleotides long. Its product is annotated as mediator of RNA polymerase II transcription subunit 11. Gene Ontology annotation, biological process: regulation of transcription by RNA polymerase II. Gene Ontology annotation, cellular component: mediator complex. The transcript has 4 exons. The coding region runs from base 161 to 625 and encodes 154 amino acids. Gene Ontology annotation, molecular function: transcription coregulator activity. The record is from RefSeq and is a predicted model, not a curated record. Lineage: Eukaryota; Viridiplantae; Streptophyta; Magnoliopsida; Cucurbitales; Cucurbitaceae.
UUUUCCAUCUUCCUCUCUCACUCACUCUCACCUUCUUUUUCUUCUUCUUCCCGGCCGUCUCCUCCGUUUCAGCAUCCCAGUGCCGUCGCCGCUUCUCUCCCGAUCAGUGCUGCCCCCGCCGCAUCCUCACUCCUAUUUUUUACUGCCAGGAUAGCUCUUGAUGGAUCCGCUGACCCAGAAUACUUCGUUGCAACGCCUUCAAAAUGUGGAGAAGGUUGGACUAACUUUCUAUACCCUAAAUUUUUUGUUUCUAGUUCUUUGCAUGGUCUUUAAUUGUACCACAAGAUUUCUUACGGCCAAUUUUUGUGUUCCAUUCCUGCAGAGAAUUGUGAGGGUUUUGGAGCUUGCGGGGGGAGUCAUGGAAGAGCUUGCCAACCCUGCUGGUCCAAGAAAGGAAUUUGUCAACAAUCAUUGCAGUGAGUUCAUGCAAUUCAUCAAGGAUAUCCAAGUUACGUUGCGGGAUGAAAUCAAAAGUGCGUGUGAAUAUCGUCCGUUCGAGAAGUGUGAUUAUAGUUCAAGGAUUACUAAUGAACUUUGCUGCAAGAAACUGGAAUACAUGAUUUCGAAGUUGGAUGGAAUGAAGCAAACCAUUGAUGAAUAUCAAGUGAAAAUGGAAGAUUCUUGAGGCAGGCCUUAUCUUUGUCACAUACUAUAUACAUCUCUCGUGUCGUGACUUUAAUGACGAGCUUCAUCGACCUAUGAGGAUAAGAUUAUCGACAUCCUUAGGAGCAUUCUGCAACUUGUAGUAUCUAAGCAUCCAUUUCUAGUUCUUGUUUUUUUCUCGUUAUUUGAUGAAUGUCAUUACUGUCUAUUAUCUGAAAAUACUUUCCUUCGAAGUUACACGAAUAGAUGUAACGAUAUUUGUCACUUGUCACAUAUGGUUGUAGUAUCUCAUUCUCAUCAUAAAUCAAAUGAUCAUUUGUAACUA